Molecule: messenger RNA, 3319 nt
Organism: Sinocyclocheilus rhinocerous
Lineage: Eukaryota; Metazoa; Chordata; Actinopteri; Cypriniformes; Cyprinidae
Product: matrilin-4-like
Exons: 15
Coding region: 179-2530 (783 amino acids)
Molecular function (GO): calcium ion binding
Source: RefSeq, a predicted model, not a curated record
AGAGGUUACUACUCACCUUAAGGAACUGUUUGAAUCCUUUAAGGCUUUCUUAACCACUGCCGCUUCAUUUUGUCGUAUUUUUGGAUACCGUCGCGCACUUCUACUGGAGAGAUUCUACCUGUGUCAUUACCUGAGCCAUUGGGAUUUUUGCGGCAAGAUUGUCCUUUGUCGACGAAACAUGACACGUGCGUUGGUGUAUAUUGGUGUGCUAAUAGCCAUAAUGGCUGCGACGGAAGCAAGGCCUAAAUCAGCUGAACCGAAGUGUAAAUCUGGCCCGGUCGACCUUGUGUUCAUCAUCGACGGCUCGCGCAGCGUUCGUCCCCAUGAGUUUGAGACAAUGCGCAAGUUCAUGAUAGACAUCAUCCAUGAGCUGGACAUUGGCCUAGAAGCUACAAGAGUUGGAGUGGUCCAAUACUCCAGUCAAGUCCAGAAUGUGUUCUCCCUCAAAGCCUUCAGUAAGACUGCGCAGAUGGUCAAAGCCAUCAACGAGAUCAUUCCAUUGGCACAGGGCACUAUGACCGGCCUGGCCAUCCGCUAUGCUAUGAAUGUAGCCUUCUCUGCCGAAGAAGGCGCCCGUCCCAACGUUCCCCACGUAGCCGUUAUCGUGACAGACGGUCGCCCUCAGGACCGCGUGGCUGAAGUGGCGGCAGCUGCAAGGGAGUCUGGGAUUGAGAUCUAUGCCAUUGGUGUCGCCAGGGCUGAUAUGACCUCACUGCGAGCUCUGGCGUCUCCACCAUUUGAGGAUCACGUGUUCCUGGUGGAGAGUUUUGACCUCAUUCACCAGUUUGGACUUCAGUUUCAAGACAAGCUUUGUGGGAUGGACUUGUGUCUGGAAUCAGAUCACGGCUGUGAGCACAUCUGUGAGAGCUCGCCUGGCUCCUACCACUGUCUCUGUCUGCCUGGAUACACGCUCAACGAGGACGGCAAGACCUGCACACCCAUUGAUCUUUGUGCUGAAGGGAAGCAUGAUUGUGAGCAGAUCUGUAUCGCUUCACCCGGGUCGUUCACAUGCGACUGUAAAACAGGAUACACACUCAACGAUGACAAGAGAACCUGCAAAAUGAUUGACUACUGCUCAUUUGGGAAUGAUAGCUGCGAGCAUCAGUGUGUGAGUGUGCUCAAUGGCUUUAAUUGUCGCUGUAACGAAGGAUACUCACUCAACGAUGACCUGAAAACCUGCACAAUGAUUGACUACUGUUCAUUUGGAAAUGAUAGCUGUGAGCACGAGUGUGUGAGCAUGCUUCAGAGCUUUUAUUGCCACUGCCGUGAAGGAUACACACUCAAUGAGGAUGAAACAACGUGCACAAUGAUCGACUACUGCUCAUUUGGGAAUGAUAGCUGCGAGCACGAGUGUGUGAGUGUCCUCAAUGGCUUUAACUGCCGCUGUAAUGAUGGAUACUCACUCAAUGAUGACAAGAAGACCUGUACAAUGAUCGACUACUGCUCAUUUGGGAAUGAUAGCUGCGAGCACGUGUGUGUGAGUGUGCUCAAAGGCUUUAACUGCCGCUGUAAUGAAGGAUACUCGCUCAAUGAUGACCUGAAGACCUGCACAAUGAUUGAUUACUGUUCAUUUGGGAAUCACAGUUGUGAUCAUCACUGUGUUAGUGUGCUCAAUGGCUUCUACUGUCGCUGCAAUGAGGGAUACACUCUUCAGGAGGAUGGAAAGACCUGCCAGUCGGAUAACUUGUGUAACACAGUCGAACAUGGUUGUGAAUACCAGUGUGUGAGCACUCCGGGAUCAUACCACUGUAUAUGUCCUGAGGGCCAUGUGCUACAGGACGACGGCAAGACCUGCGGAACCUGUCGAUCCUCCAACAUCGACCUGGUCCUCCUCAUCGACGGUUCCAAGAGUGUGCGGCCACAGAAUUUCGAGCUUGUCAAGCAGUUUGUUAACCAGGUGGUGGAUCAGCUGGAUGUCUCCCCUAAAGGAACACGUGUGGGUCUCGUCCAGUACUCAAGCCGAGUGCGGACAGAGUUUCCGCUCAGCAUGUAUCAGACAAAAGAAGAGAUCAGAAAGGCUGUGAUGAAUGUGGAGUACAUGGAGAAGGGGACCAUGACAGGCUUGGCUCUCAAACACAUGGUGGAGAACAGCUUCUCUGAGGCUGAUGGAGCCCGUCCUGCUGAGAAGAACAUCCCACGGGUCGGCCUUGUCUUUACUGAUGGACGAUCACAGGAUGAUAUUCAAGAGUGGGCCAAGAAGGCCAAGGAAACAGGUAUCACCAUGUACGCUGUUGGUGUGGGUAAAGCCGUGGAGGAUGAGCUGAGAGAGAUUGCCUCUGAGCCUAUGGAAAAACACUUCUUCUACACCGCCGACUUCACUGCCAUCAGCCAGAUCGCCGAGAACCUCAAACUCAAUGUCUGUGCAGCUGAGAGUCAAGGAGAGAUCGAGGUCAAGGACCCCUGCGCUUGUGAAAAUCUAGUGGAGUUCCAGCAGGUUACGAUGUCCACCCUAGACCAGCUCAACCAGAAACUGUCAGCUAUGACCAAGCGACUGGAAGUUCUGGAGAGCCAGUUGCUCACAAGAAAAUGAGAAAGCACUUCACACAACAGCGUGGAUGAGGACGGGGCCCGCUGGGUAUGAAGGGUAGCAUAAUCACAAGAUCUGCAGGUGCAGACGCCUGAUGCAUGAGGCCCACUAUUUCCGGUGCCAUUUUUGGACAUGGCUGAUAUUGUUCCCUAUUUAUACAUGAUCUGUAUUGUAUGAUUUAUAGAGAGGUAUGUAUUUAUAGCAAAUUUGAUAUUAGCAUUUAUACACUAAAAAGGGAAAUUAAGUGUUUGGUACCACUCUGAAAUAUUCUCAUCUUUAUCAUGUUUGCAAUGUUUUUGGCACCAAAUUUAUGCACAAUAUGUGAACGUGGAUCUCUAAAACCUUUAUUCACAAAUAUAUUACCAAAAAAAAAGCAAUUAGUUACAAAUUGUUCUGUUAUACAGUUUUAGAAUCAUUAGUACUGAUUCCAAAAGAGACAAACACAUCCACUCACUUACAUUACCAAAGCUGUUGCCUGUUGUGCAUGAAUAUUUGAAAUAGUCAGAGGAACAUGUCUGAUAAUUGUUAACUGUUUAACUGGACUGCAAUGUGGCCUGAAUGGUUUGUUAACACUAAAAUGCGAUUUUAAAAUUAUGUAAACAGGGUAAUGUGUACAAGUGCCCAUUAAGAUUGUAGUUUUUUAUUAUUGUUAUUGAAUACAGAAUCCAGUUAUGAUACCUCAGAGUACUCUGGCCUCAGGUUUUUAUGUUUUCUUGACGUUUGCAAAAAAGGCCCCAUUAUAAGGCUCUUAUAUGUGAGUUCUUGUACUUUUUCUAUUGUAUUUCCUAAUAA